AUGGCUUGUGUUAUCAAACCCUUUUGCCGGGAAAAAGCAAGAGCUGAUGAAUUUUUGAUCACAGCAUCUGUUUCAUUACUGACUAUUGAUUUACGCAAGAAAAAGUGGUAUCCACACAAGCUUGCAGUUUUUUGGAAAAAGAGGAAAGCCAAAUACAGUACAAAGCCGGUAGCUUGGUUUGGAGGUAUUGAAAAUGGUGAUCGUGGUGUUCAUUUUUGGCCUGAACCUGAUCCAGUGGAUAGCAAACUGACUCUCCUCAAGAACCCACAGGACGAAAUGACAGAAUAUCAAGAGAAACAGUGGAAUAUUCUUAUCUGUAAUGUGUCUCGCAAUGGUCGACACCAGCUUCUUGCUACUGGCUGUAUUGAUAUAAGCAAUUACAUUACAGAGAGGCCUGGAAAAGUGGACGUGACUGUCACCCUGAAGCCAGCAAUCAAAAAAGUUCUCUCUGGUAAAAUAGAAUUUGAAUUAUCAUGGGCUAUGCAUGAAGAUGAUCUCUCUCAUCCCACAGAUCAAGAGAUAUGGGAAGAAAUUAUGAAGGAAGCCCAGGAAGAACAAGCAAGAAGAAAAGCUGAGGGAAAGAUGGCAAAGCAUAAAUCUUCAAGGAAAGGAAGAAAAAGCAAACCUGGUGGCUCAAGUGGUACAGACAUUGCUACUGAGGAACACAAGAGAAAAGCGAAAAAUGGCAAACCUGGUGGUUCAUGUGGUACAGACAUUGUUGCUGAGGAAAACAAAAUGAAAGUUAAAAACAGCAAACAUGGCUGUUUAAGUGGUGCUGACAUUGCUGCUGAAGAAGACAAAAGGAAAGCAAAAACAGGGAAAGGUGGUGGCUGAAGUGGUACAGACAU
Stylophora pistillata is the source of this 848-nucleotide messenger RNA. RefSeq lists its product as uncharacterized. NCBI's taxonomy places the organism in Eukaryota, Metazoa, Cnidaria, Anthozoa, Scleractinia, Pocilloporidae. The record is from RefSeq and is a predicted model, not a curated record.